This is a messenger RNA of Alternaria postmessia, 297 nucleotides long. RefSeq lists its product as uncharacterized. The transcript is spliced from 3 exons. The record is from RefSeq and is a predicted model, not a curated record. The coding region runs from base 1 to 297 and encodes 98 amino acids. NCBI's taxonomy places the organism in Eukaryota, Fungi, Ascomycota, Dothideomycetes, Pleosporales, Pleosporaceae.
AUGGCAGCACCGGAGAGUUACGUCCAGAAGCUUCAGCAUUACUGCGCCACGAACCAGAUCGCCCAACCUCAGUUCCAGGAUUACUCCGACCCACGAGGUAUCCGGACAGCCUGGUCAAGCAGUGUCUUCAUCAAUGGCCGCGAAUACAGAGCGCACCUCUGGCGAGACUACCGCUACCUCGAACAGUCCCGAGAAGAAGCCGCCGAGGUCGCUUGGAAGGCACUCAGUUCCGCUCCUCCUCCUACGAACGCAGCGCAGCGAACACAAUUCGCCGGCACUUAUACCACUUCCCGAUAG